AUGGCUUCACCAGGCUUGAACUUCCGCUGCGCGCUCGUCACGGGCGGCGGCGGCGGCAUCGGAAAAGCGCUCUCCUCCUACCUCAUCUCGCAGGGCAAGAAAGUCAUUAUCGCCGGCCGAACCGAGUCGAAGCUUCAGGGGUCCGCUCGCGAGAUCGGAGCGGCAGCCUACUACGUACUAGACACGGGUCUCGUCGACACGUUUCCCUCGUUCAUCGCCAGGAUCACCUCCGAGCACCCGGACCUGGACUGCUUGGUCAAUAAUGCGGGGGUGCAGCGGCCGCUGAAGCUCGUGGACGAGGAACCGGAAGACAUUCUCGCGCGAGCAGAUCAAGAGAUCGAUAUCAACAUCCGUGGUCCCAUGCAUCUCACGCUGGGGUUGCUCAAGCAUUUCAGGAACAAGCCUGACGAUGCUCUGAUCAUCAAUGUCUCGUCCGUGCUCGGGUUCGUGCCCUUUGCGGUGAUCAAUCCCGUCUAUUGCGGCACGAAGGCAUGGCUGCAUUUCUGGAGCAUGAAUCUUCGGACGCAGCUGUCUAAAGGGGGGUCUGAGAAGGUGCGUGUAGUGGAAAUCGUGCCUCCCUCGGUAGCAACGGACCUGCACCGCGAACGGGAUGACCCGGAUGACAACAAGAAGGACAAGAAUCCCAGUGUUCUGUCGGUGGAAGAGUUCAUGGAGGAAGUGAGUGUGAAGUUGGAGCGUGGCGACGAGGUAAUCGCACCGGGCAUGAGUGACGAUAUCGUCCGGCGGUGGUAUGAGCAGUACGAAGACUUCUACAAUGAGAAGACGGCUUGA
This is a messenger RNA of Aspergillus japonicus CBS 114.51, 792 nucleotides long. RefSeq names its product NAD(P)-binding protein. The record is from RefSeq and is a predicted model, not a curated record. Lineage: Eukaryota; Fungi; Ascomycota; Eurotiomycetes; Eurotiales; Aspergillaceae. Gene Ontology annotation, cellular component: membrane. The transcript has a single exon. The coding region runs from base 1 to 792 and encodes 263 amino acids.